Coregonus sp. 'balchen' is the source of this 14279-nucleotide messenger RNA. The record is from the annotation of a GenBank genome assembly. Lineage: Eukaryota; Metazoa; Chordata; Actinopteri; Salmoniformes; Salmonidae.
AUGGAGCGGUUUAGAAGGCUUGUCAACUAUUUUGUGUUCCUGUCUGCAGUAUGGGAUGUCGCUCAUGUUCAGGACAGUGGAAUGCUCUUCCCUCGAGAGUCGUCUUCCCGAGAGAUGAAAGAUCUGAACGGGCUGUGGACCUUCAGAGCCGAUCUCUCGCACAACAGGAACCUGGGCUUUGAACAGGCAUGGUACAGAAGUCGCCUUGCAGAGGUAAACAUGAACAUCCAUUGUGUAAUAAACCAUUUAAACUAUGUAACAUGGAUAUUGUGUUAUUAAAUCGUCGCAAAAAAGCAUGUGGACUACGAGUCCUGUUUGUUCAGAAUAGUUAUCUGCCACGCCUUUAAUGCGUGGUCUAUUUGGGGAACAUUGAUUGAAUAAUCAUUUUGUUUGCAGACUAGCCCAUCUCUAGUCUGCAAAAAAACAGCUAAACUGUAGUCUAUGUUGAAACUUCACACCAACUAAAACUGUUUGUUUCGCUAAGUCUUUGCACGUAUUUGAGCUAAUACUUUGUGUAAACUGUCUUGAUGAUAAUUCAAGUCAUAAUGAUUGUAAAGUAAACAUUUGCUGUUAUUCAUUCCUCCCGCCCCCUUCUUUUUUCUUCUCUCUCUCACUCUAUUUGUAUCUGUUUGUCUAGACUGGUCCAGUGAUUGACAUGCCAGUGCCUGCCAGCUACAACGACAUCACCCAGGAUCCACGGCUGAGGGAUUUCAUUGGCUGGGUGUGGUAUGAGAGAGAGGUGUUGGUACCCUCACGAUGGCUGUCUGGUGAGGGAACCAGAGUCGUGCUGAGGGUCGGGAGUGCACACUACUACUCAGUGGCCGUGAGUAUUUCACAAAUCUUCUACCACUUGUUUUCAGCUCAAGAUUCUGCGGUCCUCUGUAGCUCAAUUGGUAGAGCACGGCGCUUGUAACGCCAGGGUAGUGGGUUCGAUCCCCGGGACCACCCAUACGCAAAAAUGUAUGCGCACAUGACUGACUGUAAGUCGCUUUGGAUAAAAGCGUCUGCUAAAUGGCAUAUUAUUAUUAUAAGUUGCCAUUCUGUAUCCCUUGUGUGAUAGCUGUAACUCCACAACCUCCUCUUGUUUGAGUUUAUCUGCAGUGUACAUCCCUCAUUGUAAAAGGUACAAUGUUGUGUAUGUGGGGAGAGUGGGGAGAACAAGUAUUUGAUACACUGCCGAUUUUGCAGGUUUUCCUACUUACAAAGCAUGUAGAGGUCUGUAGUUUUUAUCAUAGGUACACUUCAACUGUGAGAGACGGAAUCUAAUACAAAAAUCCAGAAAAUCACAUUGUAUGAUUUUUAAGUAAUUAAUUUGCAUUUUAUUGCAUGACAUAAGUAUUUGAUCACCUACCAACCAGUAAGAAUUCCGGCUCUCACAGACCUGUUAGUUUUUCUUUAAGAAGCCCUCCUGUUCUCCACUCAUUACCUGUAUUAACUGCACCUGUUUGAACUCAUUACCUGUAUAAAAGACACCUGUCCACACACUCAAUCAAACAGACUCCAACCUCUCCACAAUGGCCAAGACCAGAGAGCUGUGUAAGGACAUCAGGGAUACAAUUGUAGACCUGCACAAGGCUGGGAGGGGCUACAGGACAAUAGGCAAGCAGCUUGGUGAGAAGGCAACAACUGUUGGCGCAAUUAUUAGAAAAUGGAAGAAGUUCAAGAUGACGGUCAAUCACCCUCGGUCUGGGGCUCCAUGCAAGAUCUCACCUCGUGGGGCAUCAAUGAUCAUGAGGAAGGUGAGGGAUCAGCCCAGAACUACACGGCAGGACCUGGUCAAUGACCUGAAGAGAGCUGGGACCACAGUCUCAAAAACAAACAUUAGUAACACACUACGCCGUCAUGGAUUAAAAUCCUGCAGCGCACGCAAGGUCCCCCUGCUCAAGCCAGCGCAUGUCCAGGCCCAUCUGAAGUUUGCCAAUGACCAUCUGGAUGAUCCAGAGGAGGAAUGGGAGAAGGUCAUGUGGUCUGAUGAGACAAAGAUAGAGCUUUUUGGUCUAAACUCCACUCGCCGUGUUUGGAGGAAGAAGAAGGAUGAGUACAACCCCAAGAACACCAUCCCAACCGUGAAGCAUGGAGAUGGAAACAUCAUUCUUUGGGGAUGCUUUUCUGUAAAGGGGACAAGACGACUGCACCGUAUUGAGGGGAGGAUGAAUGGGGCCAUGUAUCGCGAGAUCUUGGCCAAUAACCUCCUUCCCUCAGUAAGAGCAUUGAAGAUGGGUCAUGGCUGGGUCUUCCAGCAUGACAACGACCUGAAACACACAGCCAGGGCAACUAAGGAGUGGCUCCGUAAGAAGCAUCUCAAGGUCCUGGAGUGGCCUAGCCAGUCUCCAGACCUGAACCCAAUAGAAAAUCUUUGGAGGGGGUUGAAAGUCCGUAUUGCCCAGCGACAGCCCCGAAACCUGAAGGAUCUAGAGAAGGUCUGUAUGGAGGAGUGGGCCAAAAUCCCUGCUGCAGUGUGUGCAAACCUGGUCAAGACCUACAGGAAACGUAUGAUCACUGUAAUUGCAAACAAAGGUUUCUGUACCAAAUAUUAAGUUUUGCUAUUCUGAUGUAUCAAAUACUUAUGUCAUGCAAUAAAAUGCAAAUUAAUUACUUAAAAAUCAUACAAUGUGAUUUUCUGGAUUUUUGUUUUAGAUUCCGUCUCUCACAGUUGAAGUGUACAUAUGAUAAAAAUUACAGACCUCUACAUGCUUUGUAAGUAGGAAAACCUGCAAAAUCGGCAGUGUAUCAAAUACUUGUUCUCCCCACUGUAUAUAGACUGUCACUCUGGCUACAUAGGAAUAACAGUCUAUAUUUCUCACACUUUUUUCGCUGCCAGUGGGUGAAUGCGAUCAAAAUAACAGAGCACGAGGGCGGCCAUCUUCCCUUCGAGGCUGAGAUAGGUGACGUCCUCCGAAAGGACCCAGGUGUGGCCUGCAGGAUCACCAUAGCUGUCAACAACACCCUGACUCUCCAGACCCUGCCCCCAGGGACCAUCCAACAUAUUGACGACCCCACCAGGUGAAGUGACUGACAGAUUUUACUUCCUUUCAAUGGGAAAAUAUAUUCAAAUGUUUUUAGCAAAUUGGGUGUAAUCUCACAUUCUCAGACAUUUAAUUUUAGAUGUUCUGGAGACCAAACCUAGAAAGGCUGAGGUUGAGGCUAAGUACGCAACAAUGCAUUCUCUGAUGUUUGAGGGGGAAGAAAUCUUGUUUUGGAAACCAAAUCCAAAUGUAAAUCUGUGUUGUGUCCAUAUAUUGUCUACAGGUAUCCUGCUGACUAUGUUGUGCAAAACACCAACUUUGACUUCUUCAACUAUGCUGGUUUGCACCGUCCUGUGGUGUUGUAUACCACUCCUAAGGCAUAUGUGGAUGACAUCACAGUGCUGACAACCUUUGCUGACAACAUUGGUGAGUGCAAAAAAAGCCAACAACACAUUUUCUCAUUCACUUGUUCAAAUGAUUGUUUAAGCCUAUUCAUUCCCCAGUUCAUCCAUUCCCCUGUUUACACUAUCGCGCCGACCAAAACCAUACCGUGCUGACUUGGCUAUUUCCUUUUCACAUUGUCCUUUUCUGCAUGAUUCCAGUAACUAUGGAAUGUUGUGAAAAACGGCACUAGUGUACUAAGGUGUUGUUGGUCUCUCCUGUUCUGCCCUUUGGUCUAGGGAUGGUCAGUUACCAGGUGUCAGUGCUGGGCAGUUCCAACGCCACGCUGAAGGUGACACUCUCAGACAAAGAUGGCCGCUCGGUUGCCUCCUCCACUGGACCCUCCGGGGUCCUCAAGGUGACGGACGUCAGCCUGUGGUGGCCGUAUCUAAUGCAUGAGAACCCAGGUUAUCUGUAUUCUAUGGAGGUAAGUUGGGUUAUGUUCGUAGUUGCAUUUCACAAGGCUUCGGUGAUCCAGUGUCUGUUCCUUUUUAGUGUUUGUUUUAUUUUAAUGUAACUUUUUAUCAAACGUAUGUGAACUACCAUGUCAUUUUAAUUAUACUGAACAAAAAUAUAAACGCAACAUGUAAAGUGUUGGUCCCAUGUUUCAUGAGCUGAAAUAAAAGAUACCCGAAAUUUUCCAAACGCACAAAAAGCUUAUUUCUCUCAAAUGUUGUGCAUUUCUUUACAUCCCUGUUAGUGAACAUUUCUCCUUUGCCAAGAUCAUCCAUCCACCUGACAGGUGUGGCAUAUCAAGAAGCUGAUUAAACAGCAUGAUCAUUACACAGGUGUACCUUGUGCUGGGGACAAUAAAAGGUCACUCUAAAAUGUGUAGUUUUGUCACACAACACAAUGCCACAGAUGUCUCAAGUUUUGAGGGAGUGUGCAAUUGUCAUGCGGACUGCAGGAAUGUCCCCCUGAGCUGUUGCCAGAGAAUUGAAUGUUCAUUUCUCUACCAUAAGCCGCCACCAACGUUGUUUUAGAGAAUUUGGUAGUAUGUCCAACCGGCUUCACAACCGCAGACCACGUGUAACCACGCCAGCCCAGGACCUCCACAUCCAGCUUCUUCACCUGCGGGAUCAUCUGAGACCAGCCACCCGGACAGCUGAUGAAACUGUGGAGUAUUUCUGUCUGUAAUAAAUCCCUUUUGUGGGGAAAAACGUAUUCUGAAUUGCUGGGCCUGGCUCCCAAGUGGGUGGGCCUAUGCCCUCUCAAGCCCACCCAUGGCUACGCCCCUGCCCAGUCAUGUGAAAUCCAUAGAUUAGGGCCUAAUGAAUUUAUUUCAAUUGACUGAUUUUCCUCAUACGAACUGUAACUCAGUAAAAUUGUUGCAUGUUGCGUUUGUAUUUUUGUUCAGUGUAUAUUAUUUAGAGAAAUAAAAGCACUUGCUAACCGUUUUCUAAAUAUUCAGUGGUUUGUUCUCAUGUAUUACCCUUUUCCGUGUGACGAGUCACCGCCACCAUGAACAUCGCCUUAGUUUGACAACUCAGCAUCACACCGUCGAUACUUCCUGUGUUGUUAAUGGGAGGGCGCUGACUGGAACUAUUCUCCUGGCUAGGGCUUGCUCAUGAGGGUGCAACAUUACAGAAUGUUCAGAUAGAAAUAUAUGGCCUAGAAAAUAUGAUUCUGUCGUGCAGAUUUGGUACUGUCAGCUCCCGAGUGGCGCAGCGGUCUGAGGCACUGCGUCUCAGUGCUUGAGGCGUCACUACAGACCCCCUGGUUCGAUUCCAGGCUGUAUCACAACCGGCCGUGAUUGGGAGUCCCAUAGGGGCGGCGCGCAAUUGGCCCAGCGUCGUCCGGGUUUGGCCGGUGUAGGCCGUCAUUUGUAAAUAAGAAUUUGUUCUUAACUGACUUGCUUUAGGUUAAAAUAAAACUCUUUACAUUUCUAUCUGCAACAUUCUGAACAUUCCACCUCACUGAACAUGCUCCUCAUCUAAUUUGUUUCCAGGUUCACAUGACGACAGGUAGCGAGGGUUCUGUCUGUGAGGAUGUGUAUGCUCUGGCUGUGGGCAUCCGCACUGUGCAGGUCACCAACACACAGUUCCUCAUCAACAACAAACCCUUCUAUUUCCAUGGAGUCAACAAACAUGAGGAUGCUGAUGUAAGUACUGAGUAGUACCACUAGAGGGCAGCAAAACACUGUUUUGUCUUGGGUGGACAACUGAUGUCCAGCAGGUUGUGUUACAUAUUUGCCAAGAUAUAGAAGUAAUGAAUGUUGAAGCUGAUUAGAAGUUUUUAUCAAUUUCUCUGUGUUUUUAACAGAAACUAUUUUCAGUAGUUCUCAGUCAUGCAUUUUGGAAUGAUCUUUUAAAGGGUCAAUGGAAAUAGGUCUCAACAGUUGCCCCUGCUUUCUGUGUCUGUGUGUCAGAUCCGAGGGAAGGGCCUGGACUGGCCCCUGAUAGUGAAGGAUUUUAACCUGUUGAAGUGGCUAGGGGCCAACUCGUUCAGGACCAGCCACUACCCAUACGCUGAGGAGAUCCUGCAGAUGGCAGACCGCCAUGGCAUCGUGGUCAUCGACGAGUGUCCCGGGGUGGGCAUCAAAGACAUGUAAGUCAUUGCCAUGGUGACAGUUUCUGUGAUCUCUCUGAAGGGUCAGUUAAAGGUUACACGGUCCCCAGGGGUGUAUUCAUUCAGUCGAUUCUUUUGCAAAACGUUUCUUCAACGGAACCAAAUGGAACCAAACAGGGAGGGCCCUACCUGAAUUUGUCCAAUAGAAACUCGUUUUGCUCUGUUUGCUUCCAUUUGGUUCUUAAACAGUAAACGGUUUCCGUAAUGAAUACACUGCUAGUGCAACGUUUGAAGAGAUAACUUCAGGUGUUUUCCACACAACGAGUGUGCCAGACAUUUUUUAAAGACACACUUUUAUUUUAAACCUCUUUACCAUUUUACCAUUUUAAUGGACAGUUAUUAUUAAGUGUAUACACCACAUAAAACUUAGCAAUAUUAAUCGAUGCUCUGCCCAUUACAUCAUGGAUAGAAUCUAGCAUCAGCAUUAAGUCAGGUCUUCUGUGUCUCUGGGACAGCCACUAACCCUGUGCCCUCUCUUGUCCGCCAGCCGUAGUUUUGGGAACGCCUCCCUGUCUCAUCACCUGGUGGUCAUGGACGAACUGGUGAGAAGGGACAAGAACCACGCCUCCGUGGUCAUGUGGUCUGUAGCCAAUGAGCCAGCCGCUGAGAUGCCCCCUGCUGGAUUAUAUUUAAAGUAAGAGAACGUUAGCGUUCAAUCACUUUCCGUGAAUGUGCGUCCUUGUUUCUUAAAAUGCACAUUCACAUAAUGGUGGAGGGACGUUGUAGUGAACAAAUUGUCAGUUAAAAACAAACGUCUUCUUCUCGGUUCUCACAUUAACGAGCUAAUGAUGACGUCAUAAAGGAAGGGAAACUGAGCAUUAAUGGUGACGUCAUAAAGGAAGGGAAACUGAGAAUUAAAGGUGACGUCAUAAAGGAAGGGAAACUGAGCAUUAAUGGUGACGUCAUAAAGGAAGGGAAACUGAGCAUUAAAGGUGACAUCAUAAAGGAAGGGAAACUGAGAAUUAAUGGUGACGUCAUAAAGGAAGGGAAACUGAGAAUUAAAGGUGACAUCAUAAAGGAAGGGAAACAGAAUUAAAGGUGACAUCAUAAAGGAAGGGAAACUGAGAAUUAAAGGUGAUGUCAUAAAGGAAGGGAAACUGAGAAUUAAUGGUGACGUCAUAAAGGAAGGGAAACUGAGAAUUAAUGGUGACAUCAUAAAGGAAGGGAAACUGAGCAUUAAUGGUGACGUCAUAAAGGAAGGGAAACAGAGCAUUAAUGGUGACGUCAUAAAGGAAGGGAAACAGAGCAUUAAUGGUGAUGUCAUAAAGGAAGGGAAACUGAGAAUUAAAGGUGAUGUCAUAAAGGAAGGGAAACAGAGAAUUAAUGGUGAUGUCAUAAAGGAAGGGAAACAGAGCAUUAAUGGUGAUGUCAUAAAGGAAGGGAAACUGAGCAUUAAUGGUGAUGUCAUAAAGGAAGGGAAACUGAGAAUUAAUGGUGAUGUCAUAAAGGAAGGGAAACAGAGCAUUAAUGGUGAUGUCAUAAAGGAAGGGAAACAGAGCAUUAAUGGUGACGUCAUAAAGGAAGGGAAACGGAGAAUUAAUGGUGAUGUCAUAAAGGAAGGGAAACUGAGCAUUAAAGGUGACGUCAUAAAGGAAGGGAAACUGAGCAUUAAUGGUGAUGUCAUAAAGGAAGGGAAACAGAGAAUUAAUGUUGAUGUCAUAAAGGAAGGGAAACUGAGAAUUAAAGGUGACGUCAUAAAGGAAGGGAAACUGAGCAUUAAAGGUGACAUCAUAAAGGAAGGGAAACUGAGCAUUAAUGGUGACAUCAUAAAGGAAGGGAAACUGAGAAUUAAUGGUGACGUCAUAAAGGAAGGGAAACUGAGCAUUAAUGGUGACGGCAUAAAGGAAGGGAAACUGAGCAUUAAUGGUGAUGUCAUAAAGGAAGGGAAACUGAGCAUUAAAGGUGACGUCAUAAAGGAAGGGAAACUGAGCAUUAAUGGUGAUGUCAUAAAGGAAGGGAAACAGAGCAUUAAUGGUGAUGUCAUAAAGGAAGGGAAACUGAGCAUUAAAGGUGAUGUCAUAAAGGAAGGGAAACUGAGCAUUAAAGGUGACAUCAUAAAGGAAGGGAAACUGAGCAUUAAUGGUGACAUCAUAAAGGAAGGGAAACUGAGCAUUAAUGGUGAUGUCAUAAAGGAAGGGAAACUGAGCAUUAAUGGUGACGUCAUAAAGGAAGGGAAACUGAGAAUUAAUGGUGAUGUCAUAAAGGAAGGGAAACUGAGCAUUAAAGGUGAUGUCAUAAAGGAAGGAAAACUGAGCAUUAAAGGUGACGUCAUAAAGGAAGGGAAACAGAGCAUUAAUAGAGAUAUUGUAGGCUAUGUGUUCUUAUUGGGGAGGACUACCUAGCAUCACCGAGGGCAGCUUGAGGAGGGAACCGGGCAAGGCCUUGAAGGCUACAAUUUCUCAGGUAUUUCAAGCAGCGUUGGUAUUGGCUUUUCAUCUGGAAAACCCACGCAUGUGUGUAUGAGUGCGUGGUGGUGGGUGGGUGUGUACUUUGCAUGCUUAUUCAUCAUAUGGCAGAGAUAAGUGUAUGGGUGAGUCUGAGCAUGUCCUGGUAGAAUGGCUUACUGGCGUGUGGAAUGCAGUCAGAGUACUACUGAACCCAAACAGCAGGAAUUUCCUCAUACAGUUUCUUGCCAUUACAGUACUUAACUAUGUGGUGUAGUCAUAGUCAACAAAGAGAGCCUGAUAUUAUAAGACUGAGUUGUUAGACUCAUUUUCUUCUUCUAGGUCCUUGACCCCUACCCUCUGACCCCUACCCCAUCUUGGAACAGGAAACAAUUGCUCUCACUAAAUGUUUUUGUUUUGUCUUUUCAGGACACUGAUAGCUCAUACCAAAUCUCUGGAUGUCACUCGACCUGUCACCUUUAUCACAGCCAGUAACUUUGCCAGGGACAAGGGGGUGAGACUUCACUGUGUUUCUCUGUUAUGAUUAUAAAGGAUUCUUCACAGAACUAUGGCUCUCUCAAUUUGCUUGUCCUCGAUUACUCGCAUCCUCCUUCUCGAAACAUAUUGAAAGACGAGGUCAGAGGGCGAAUUUUGGACCUCUUCCAAUGUGUUUUGAGAAGAGAGGAUCUGAAGAAUCGAGGAAAACUGAAAAAGAGCCUUAAGUCUCCCUAUUUGACUGUGCUUGUUGCCUAAAUAUAUAGCUAUUUUGAAGGCAUACCUAUGCCCUGAUUCAAUCAUCCUGGCUUACUGAGGUCUGACCCAGGAGGUCUGACUCUGCAGCCACAGCGACUCCCUGCUGCAGAUAACUCUGUAAGAGGAAUGUCUUACUGAAUGUCUUACCAGACGGUAGUUUAUCAGUGGUGUCAGUGACUAAGCUAAGCACGUCAGUUAUGACGGUAACAUUCCAUUCAUUACAAUGGCAAUUCAAUGCCAAUGAAGAUGUUUACCGUAACAAGUUGCCCAACACUGUACCAGUGGUUCUAUUUCUUCCUCUUCUCCCAUUGGAACACGUUUACACCUAGGCUCCACCAGUUAUCACCGUAACGUUCCAUACAUCACAACGGGAAUUCAAUGCCAAUGAAAUGUUGAUCGCCGUGACACCGUUAACCAUGUAUUUCUGCUCUUCUCGCCCCCAGGCUCCCUAUGUGGAUGUCAUCUGUGUGAACAGUUACUUCUCCUGGUACAGCGACCCAGGUCACCUGGAGGUCAUCCCCUUGCAGCUCAACACCCAGUUUGAGAACUGGUACGGGAAGUACCAGAAACCCAUCAUCCAGAGUGAAUAUGGAGCCGACGUGGUCCCAGGGAUACACACGGUGAGUAUUCCGGAACUUUCUUCGUUGUUCUACGUCACGUGUCAUGUCCUCACAGGACAGAAAACAGACAGAAGAACGUAAGGUAUUGUCUAAAGCAAACAGGCAUAUAUAUAUAUUUACUGAGAUUUCAAGGUCUCUCUUUGAGGCGAACAAUGGUCUGGAUACCAGUUUGUCAAAUGUGCUUGAACAAAGACCUCUGUCAAGCACCUAUAAUAUAUAAUAAUAAUAAUAUAAUAUGCCAUUUAGCAGACGCUUUUAUCCAAAGCGACUUACAGUCAUGCGUGCAUACAUUUUUUUUGUGUAUGGGUGGUCCCGGGGAUCGAACCCACUACCUUGGCGUUACAAGCGCCGUGCUCUACCAGCUGAGCUACAGAGGGGUAGAACACUGGUUGAAACCUAUGAAUUGAAAGUUUUUAAGUGGUUGAGCUUGAAUGAUCAGCAGAAAUAAAAGUUGGAAUGAAAAGCCACAUUGUUGUCUUUUUACAGGAUCCUCCCAUGAUGUUCACCGAGGAAUACCAGAAGAUAGUGUUACAGAACUACCAUGGUGUGUUUGACCGGAAGAGGAAGGAGUAUCUCAUCGGAGAGCUCAUCUGGAACUUCGCUGACUUCAUGACAGCACAGAGUAAGGAGGAAUUAAUAAAUAACUGGAAUAGAUUGAAUGUGUCGUCACACCAACCAUUCUUGUCAAACCUACCAUUGAAGCUGGUUGUCAUACCAUUGCCUGUUUAGUUCAGCUAAUAUUUGUCUUUACUCAGGGCUCCAUUCAAUCCGUAUCGCAGAACUUCAGCGCUGUAGCGCGAUUUAAAUUGAAAGGCAAUGUUCCAGCGUUGGCAUUUGCAUUUUACAUUUUACUCAUUUAGCAGACGCUCUUAUCCAGAGCGACUUACAGUUAGUGAGUGCAUACAUUUUUCAUACUGGCCCCCCCGUUGGAAAUGAACCCACAACCCUGGCGUUGCAAAGCGCCAUGCUCUACCAACUGAGCUACAGGGUGAAUUCACGGUCAACUCUGCAUACAGUAUUUUCGGCUCAACCGGAAAUUACCUUUACAUUUCAAUCGCAUUAUAGCGAUGAACUUCCGCCAUACCGAUUUUGAAUGGAGCCCUGAGUAAAGACAAAGAUUAGCUGAACUAAACAGGCAAUGGUAUGACAACCAGCUUCAAUGGUAGGUUUGACAACAAUGGUUGGUAUGACGACACUUUCAACCUAUUCCAGUCCUACAGGUUAUUUAUUUCCCUGAGUAAGGAAGAGUUAGUAGUGUGAUGGUGGGGGCAGUAGAAGUUGAAACCAGGCCAGUGAUUUGAAAACGGUGCUGAUAUUUAUGUGAAUUGUAUUUAAAGCUCCCAGUGUUUGGUAAGCUCCGAGUCAGCAGGAGUCGGUGUGGCACACCAGGACGGUUUACACCAGGGAUCAUCAACUGGAUUCAGGCGCGGGACGAUUCUUUCUUGAGCGGAUGGUCAGGCGGCCGGAACAUAAUUUAAAUAUAAUUUGUAGACUGCAAAUUGACAGAUAAAAAUAUAAUAAUUUCAAACCUUGCUUACUUUUGUAUACGAUCACAUACGGUACCAGUCAAAAGUUUGGACACACCUACUCAUUCAAGGGUUUUUCUUUAUUUUUACUGAUUUCUACAUUGUAGAAUAAUAGUGAAGACAUCAAAACUAUGAAAUAACACAUAUGGAAUCAUGUAGUAACUAAAAAAGUGUUAAACAAAUCAAAAUAUAUGUUAUAUUUGAGAUUCUUCAAAGUAGCCACCCUUUGCCUUGAUGACAGCUUUGCACACUCUUGGCAUUCUCUCAACCAGCUUCACCUGGAAUGCUUUUCCAACAGUCUUGAAGGAGUUCUCACAUAUGCUGAGCACUUGUUGGCUGCCUUUCCUUCACUCUGUCGUCCGACUCAUCCCAAACCAUCUGAGGUCGGGGGAUUGCGGAGGCCAGGUCAUCUGAUGCAGCACUCCAUCACUCUCCUUCUUGGUCAAAUAGCCCUUACACAGCCUGGAGGUGUGUUGGGUCAUUGUCCUGUUGAAAAACAAAUGAUAGUCCCACUGUUGAGAUGUGUCUGUUACUUCAACUCUGUGAAGCAUUUACUUGGGCUGCAAUUUCUGAGGAUGGUAACUCUAAUUAACUUAUCCUCUGCAGCAGAGGUAACUCUGGGUCUUCCAUUCCCGUGACGGUCCUCAUGAGAGCCAGUUUCAUCAUAGCGCUUGAUGGUUUUUGCGACUGCACUUGAAGAAACUUUAAAAGUUCUUGAAAUGUUCCGUAUUGACUGACCUUCAUGUCUUAAAGUAAUGAUGGACUGUCGUUUCUCUUUGAUUAUUUGAGCUGUUCUUGCCAUAAUAUGGACUUGGUCUUUUACCAAAUAGGGCUGUCUUCUGUAUACCACCCCUACCUUGUCACAACACAACUGAUUGGCUCAAACACAUUAAGAAGGAAAGAAAUUCCACAAAUUAACUUUUAAGAAAGCACACCUGUUAGUUUAAAUGCAUUCUUAGUGAAGCUGGUUGAGAGAAUGCCAAAAGUGUGCAAAGCUGUCAUCAACGCAAAGGGUGGCUAUUUGAAGAAUCACAAAUAUAAAAUAUAUUUUGAUUUGUUUAACACUGUUUUGGUUACUACAUGAUUCCAUAUGUGUUAUUUCAUAGUUUUGAUGUCUUCACUAUUAUUUUACAAUGAAGUAAAUAGUAAAAAAUAAAGAAAAACCAUUGAUUAACUAGGUGUGUCCAAACUUUUGACUGGUACUGUAUAUCUCUCUAUCAUGCGUGGGAAUACUUUGGAACAUAUUUCCUAAAUUAAAAUCACUUGGAGCUGAUUUGCUGGUGUUUUUACUUGGGCCGGGACGAUACCAGUAUCGCAAUACUCGUUAGUAUCGUGGCAAGGAAACAAAACACGAAAUAAAACACGAAGCCGAUUUAACUUCUUUAGGAAAACAGCACUAAUGUUGGAAGCAAACAUUAUGUUGUCAUCCAGAGUCACAUGUAUUUAUUUUCCAAGCUACACAAGAUCAAAGACUGUGGUUUGCUUCGUGUUUUCAUUUUUGCCACGGAAAAAAACAUUGCGAUACUGGUAUCGUCCUGGCCCUAGUUUUUAGUAUUUUUUGUAAAAAAAAAAUAAUUACAUAUUCCAAAUGCUUCAUAAGUAAAUUGUUAAUUUCAAGCAAUUUUGACAUGCCAAAAGACCAAUAGGUCUAUGCUAGUAAUUGUUGCUUGAUGCCCCAUUGCUGGUGAGCUUGCAAAGUAAACAGUUCAUAUUCUUGAUCACCAAACUAUUUUUGGAGCCGCAUAUUCAUUUAUGGAAAUCCUCUCUCCCUACCAUGUGAUGUUUAUGCAGCACCCGAGCCAAUCACUAUACAGCAAAUCAACAAUCUGUUGGCUUUCAAACUUUUUGACCUGCGACCCCCAAAAAGCAGUGGUUCAAAGCUUUCGACGUAAAUGUAGCCCGUCAUUACAGCCAUAAACGGCAAUGCAUUUUCAAAACUUUAAGAUACAGAAAUAAACUGUGUUUUACACCUGCAUUUUUUUGUUGUUGCUGAAAGUCAUUCAUGUUAGCAGCCAAUAAUCACUUCUCUGGUGUCCAGAGCAAGCAGAAUCACACGGCCUGCAUCUAUGCAGUGGAGGUUGCCGGAUCAGAUGGAAAGCAUGUUCUGUCUGCGCCGCGCAUGAUCACUUUGGACAGCCUGGUCUCAUAGACUGGAUGUAACAAUACAGGACACUCAAAUUAGUAUGAUAUGUUAUGUUUGGUAUGGUCAGUGGUCUAAAGUACUUACGUAAAAAUACUUUAAAGUACUACUUACAUUCCUAAAGAAAAUAAUGUACUUUUUACUCCAUACAUUUUCCCUGACACCCAAAAGUACUCGUUACAUUAUAUAUGAAUGCUUACCAGGACUGGAAAAUGUCAAAUUCACACUUAUCAAGAGAACAUCCCUGGUCAUCCCUACUGCCUCUGAUCUGGCGGACUCACUUAACACAAAUGCUUCGUUUGUAAAUUAUGUCUGAGUGUUGGAGUGUGCCCCUGGCUGUCCAUGAAUAAAUAAAAAAAACUAGAAAACUGUGCCGUCUGGUUUGAAUACUUUCUGAAGGCACUGUGUACUCGAGUCACGUGCCUCGAGUGAGUCUACACCUCUGGAAUUUGGUGGUGUUGAAUUUGUUGAUAGUUCCCCUGUUUGCUUGUCUUCUGUAACAGAGUAAUGUACAGAUCUAUAGGGCUGAAACAUUUUGUUUAGGAAAUUAACCUUUUCCUUCUCUCUCUGCAGCGGUGACCCGCGUGGUGGGCAACAAGAAGGGAAUCUUCAGCCGGCAGAGGCAGCCCAAAGCUGGGGCCUUCCUCCUGAGGGAGAGGUACUGGAGGCUGGCCAAUGAGACGGGCUUGCUGCCCACCUGGGCCAGGUACCCCUGCUACCUGGCCACAUACCCCUGACAUACCUGGGUCGUAUUCAGUAGCGCAAAACCCUGCACAUUGUAACAAAACAUUUCAAAACGUUUUGCAACCGAAAAACAAAAACAAGCAUUUCUUAUUGGACGAGUCCAGGUUGUCCUUCUCUGUUUUGUUCCGUUUGGUGCC